Molecule: messenger RNA, 4934 nt
Organism: Eupeodes corollae
Lineage: Eukaryota; Metazoa; Arthropoda; Insecta; Diptera; Syrphidae
Gene: Isha
Product: SR-related and CTD-associated factor 4
Exons: 9
Coding region: 167-4093 (1308 amino acids)
Cellular component (GO): nucleus
Molecular function (GO): RNA binding
Source: RefSeq, a predicted model, not a curated record
AUUUUGAAUGAGUUUGAGUACGACAUUAGCAGUGGUGGUGAUUUUCAGCUUUUUUGCUCAAACUAUUUCUACAAAAUUUGUAACCAAAAAUAAAAGAAUAUAAUCAAAAACUUGUGUUAUUUUGUGCUUGAACAUAUAAUGCGUAUAUUUUAUUAAACAAAUAACAAUGGAGAAUGUUAUUGCCUUUAAUAAUGAGCUGUCGGGGCUCUAUGAAGCAAAACCGCCAAUUUCCAAGGCGAAGAUGGCAGCCAUCACCAAGGCAGCGAUGCGAGCCAUCAAGUUCUACAAACACGUCGUCCAGAGUGUGGAGAAAUUCAUUUUGAAGUGUAAGCCCGAAUACAAAGUGCCAGGAUUGUAUGUAAUCGAUUCGAUUGUGCGUCAAUCGCGGCAUCAAUUCGGCGUGGAAAAGGAUGUGUUUGCACCACGUUUUGCUCGCAACAUGAAGGACACUUUUGCCAAUCUGUUUCGCUGCGCUCCGGACGACAAGAGCCGCAUUAUUCGGGUGUUGAAUUUGUGGCAGAAGAACAAUGUGUUUGCUCCGGAUGUCAUCCAGCCGAUAUUCGAUCUAGCUGAUCCCAAUCAUCCGAUAUAUCAAAUGCCACCGCAACAGAGCAGCAGUGCUGGAUUGGAUAUUUCAGCUACGUCCAAUGGACUGAAUGUGUCCAGUUCAGGGAUGGAUGUUAGUGGAGUGGGAUCGAUGACUAGUCAGCAGCAGUCGGCGGCUGACGACAAGUUGGUCUUACCCGAUUUGUCGAUUGGUCAUCAAAAGGUACAAACAAGUGCCCUUGAUCAAAGCACCAUUCGUCAAUUGCAACAAAUCCAACAAUUGCUAAUAAGACAAACGGCUAAUGAAAAUGCAUCAUCAACAUCAGGAACCAUGAGUCAGUCGGACUCGGUUAAAUUUAAUAAAAAACUACUCGAUUAUGAUUACGGUGAUGAGGACGAAGAGGAAAAGAAAUCUACUUCUCCGCAUGUACCAAACCUUCUAGACAACAACAACUUAAAGCAGUUGUUAAAGGAUCCUAAUGUCUUGCGUCAACUGCAAACCUUACAAAACUUUCAGAAGUUCAAACAACAAGAAGAGAAACAGCAGAAACUCAAUGAGUUGCGGAUGCAGGAAGAAGCUUUUGAAAAACAUAUACAAAAUGUACUGAAGGGAUCAACCAAUAACGAAGCUGCUGAUAUAUCUGCGAAAGAAGUAGAAUUCGUUUCUGAAGAAUCCAAAAUUGAGGUUAUCAAUUUGGAUGGCAAUGAUUCAAGGACCCCUUCACCUGAUCGAGACCGCUAUAAGAGAAGAAGGAGCCGAUCGAGGUCCCGAGACAGAGUCGCCGGACGAGAUAUAAGAAGGCGUCGCUCGAGGUCAAGAUCAUCCCGUAGCCGUUCACCGAGAACAAACAGACGUCGUCCUUCACGUGAAAGAGACCGCGAGCGUGAGCGCCUCGCCGAGAGGAAUCGUGAUAAGGAAAAGGAGAAGGAACGCGAACAUGAACGUGAACGCCGUCGCAAGGGAUUGCCGGACAUAAAGAAGGAGCAUUUGAGUGUUUGUAGUACAACUCUGUGGGUUGGACAUUUGUCCAAAUUGGUAUACCAGGAAGAACUUUCCGAUACGUUUGGCAAAUAUGGUGACAUCGUGAGCAUAGAUCAAAUCGUUCCACGAGGAUGUGCUUUCAUUGUUAUGAAUCGGCGUCAAGAUGCCAGUAAAGCGAUGACUUCCUUAAAGAACUAUAAACUCCAGGGCAGAGCAAUCACAAUAUCCUGGGCUGCUGGUAAAGGUGUAAAAAGCAAGGAAUGGAAAGACUUCUGGGACCUAGAAUUAGGUGUAACCUACAUACCAUGGGAUAAGCUGGAAAAAGACACAGAUCUGGAUUCUCUGGAGGAGGGAGGCAUAAUUGAUGAAGAUUCAAUGCCUGAUUGGAUGAAAGAAAAAAUAAAUAAAUUGAAGAAUAUCAAAGAACCUGCUUCCGCCGCUGCUACUACUCCUGCUGGUGCUGGUCCUGGCGCUGUUGGUGUUGGCGGCUCAUCAAUGUUGUUCGGAGUUGAUGGAAUGCCUAAAAUUGAUAUAACUCAGCCACCACCAACAGCAGGAUCAAUGAUUCCGAUGCCGCCGUUCACAAUGGCACCGCCCAUGGGUGGGCCACCACGAAUGAUGCCUCCGAUGGGCGUUCCAAUGCCCGGCAAUAUGGUGUCCGGAAUACCAAUGCCACAAGGAAUGGUUCCAGGAAUGCCACCUCCACAUCCUAUGUUGAUGACACAGGGCAUGUUGCCUCCACCGGGCUUCCCGCCAAUGCCAUUGGACAAGAAUAUUCCUCCUCCGAAUAUGCGGCCCGAUGCUGGUAUGCCACCAAAUGCGUUUAUGGGCAAUCCAGGAAUGAUGCAGCCCGUGCCGAUUCCUACUCCAAAUCCAUUUCAACAGAAUCUAGGUGGUAAUGCGUCUAGUGAUGAUCAAAUGGACAUUGAAAUGGAAGAUGAGAUGCCCAAUGAUAAUUCUCAACACACUCCUCAAAUGAACUUUAAUCAGCCGCCGCCAAUGUUCCAAGGUGGUGGGUCUGCAGGACCUGGCAUCGGCGCUGGACAAGGAAUGGGGCCAGGCAUGGGACCAGGUAUGGGGCCUGGUAUGGGACCAGGAAUGGGACCAGGACCUGGAGGCUUUAUGGAAGGUGGCAUGCCACCGAAUAAUGAAGGCGGAGAUGAAUAUGGGGGGCGGGACAGGAAUCGUGGAAAUAACUCACGCUGGGGAUCACGAGACGAUCGAGAUAGUAAUCGCGGCAAUCGUGGUGGCGACCAGUCUGACGGUGAAAUGUGGCGAGAAAAUGGACCACCAAUGGGUGGUCCACCCAACUUCAAUGAUUCUUCCCGACGUGGAGGUCCGCCAGGAAAUAUGCCUCCGUUCGACAUGAACAACCAUCCCCAAAGGCAACAAGAAUUCUUUGAUAUGCGGCAUGGUGGUGGUCCUGAUGAUUUCAAUGAUCGACGCGGAGGUGGAGGAAAUCGUGGCGGUGGAGAUUUCUUCCCCAAUAUGCAAAAUAGAUUUAAUCAGCCGAAUAGUUUAAUGCAAAUGCGCAUACAACCACCUACAGUGUUUAAUAACAGGAUGAAUGGACCAGGGAUGGGUUCAGGGCCAGGAAUGUUUAUGCGUGGACAGGGUCCUCGUUCGCAAGGUGGGCCACAAGGCGGUGGUUUUGGCUUCAAUGAUCGAAAUCCAUUCGACCGGGACAUGGAUGGUGGCAAUAGAAUGCGUGGUGGUCGCGGUAUGAACGACAGGCGCGGUGGAGGACGAGGAGGCGGAUCUGGCGGCCGUGGUGGUCCAAAUAACUGGCGGGACAAUGAAGACGAUGAUGAGGGAGCAGUUUUUAAGAGGCGAGGAAAUCGUUUUGGAGGUGGACGUGAUCGGGACGGUCCCGAUGACAACCGCAUGAGCCGCGACAGAGAUCGUUCCGGAGGACGGAGACAAAUGAAUGACAGGAACUCGCGCGACAGAUUCGAUCGGACGUCUCGAGAGAGGCGUGACGGUGGCAAUGAUCGAAACUCAAGAAAUCGAAGAAUGUCAAGUGAAAAUCGAGAUGCGGUGAGGCCGAACGAGGAACAGCAAUCGCCGCCUAAACAGGGUAUGCACAAAGAUCUUGAUUCGAAGUCACAGGCUGCGAAUGUCCAAUUGGACACUGAAGAAGAUUGGGAUCAAGAACUCUCCGAGCACGAUUUUGACAGUUCAUCAAAGUCAGUGGACAAUUCUAGAGAGGAGCCAGCGUCCCAAAAUGAACAAAACGAAACCAGUAACACAUCAAAGGAAGGUGGCGGUGAAUACGCCACCGAAUCAGAAAACCACUAUAAUGAACAAGAGGAAGACUUUGCCGCUCCAACUGAAGCCCCCAGAGAGGAACAGCCAACCAAACAAAUAGAACGAAUGAAUUCCGUAAAUACUCCACUAUACGAUGAAGGACCUGCUCCGGCCUUCGAAAGCAAACCAACUUCUUCUUCAGAUGAUUACGCUGAAAGCGACAAUGUUCCUGAAAGCCAAGAACAACAAAACACUGCUGCGCCAGAACCAACCCACGAACCAGAAUCCGAACCAGCCGUGGAAGCAGCGCAGGAAUAGAAAUAAAGCCCAACAGCUGAUACACACGUAUCACUUUUAACUACUGUAAGAUCAACCUAGAAUAAAUUAAUAAUCGGUUAAAAUGAACCGUUAUUAUGUAUUAUGUGUACGGUUUGGGCGCUAGCAUUUAUUUUUAUUUGAUUAUUUUUUGAUUUCUCAAAUAUUUAUUGAACCGUUGAAAAGCAAUCCGAAGACACAUACAUCCCUGAAGCUCACCUGUACGAGAGUUUUCUUUUCAGUCUGACAAAAUUUUUAAACUUAGAACAGUAAUAAUUAUUGACACCAGGAGACUAUCGUACAAGUGGGCCUUUCUGACAAAGUUAUAAAGAAAACCAAAAGCCAAAUUUGGUCUUUUUAAAAAAUCUACAAUUAGUCAAAGUUAUUUGUUUUCUUUUAUUAAAUAAUUUUAUAAUUUAUUAGUUCUUCUUGAUUAUGAUUUCUAAAUAGAAAUGAAAAAAAUUCAAAAAUGCAAUUGGUUUCCAUUGGCUCAACCGUAUUUGUAAACUUAAAAAAAGAAGAAAAAAAAACAAUUUAUACAUAAACUCAUCAAUGCUGAAUAAAUACAAAAAUUGAGCGUGUGAAGAAAGAAAUUAAACGAAAAAAGAAAAACAAAAAUACAGAACAAAAAAUUCUUGAAAUUCUUUUAUGAAAAUAUUUCAUAUAAUUUUGUUUAUUUUAAAUUCAUAAUGUAAUUGAAACGAUAAAUAUUUGAAUAAAUAUUUUAAAUAAUAAUUAUAACAUGUAUUCAUAAAAUAGUUUUACUCAUUUUAAUAUAAUAUCGUUAUAUGUAUCAUUAUCAUAGUAAAGCUAACAAAAAAAUAUAAAAUUGAUAAAACUGUAA